AUUGGGAUAGCGCUAUACCAUUAGAAUCAGACAGCUGAUUGCCCAGCAGGAUGCCGUCGACUAUCCCAACAGAGGGCCUGAAGGACCCUGAAACUGCAGAACUCUUCUUCAAAGAAGAUCCAGAGAAGCUCUUCACAGAUCUCAGAGAAGUUGGCCAUGGGAGCUUUGGAGCAGUGUACUCUGCACGAGAUGUGCGCACCAAUGAAGUGGUGGCUAUCAAGAAAUUAUCUUAUACUGGAAUGCAGUCUACGAAGAAAUGGCAGGACAUUAUUAAGGAAGUCAGGUUUCUACAAAUAUUAAAACAUCCCAACAUUAUAGAAUACAAAGGCUGCUAUUUAAGUGAGCACACAGCAUGGCUUGUAAUGGAAUAUUGUAUAAGAUCUGUUUCAGAUUUCCUGAAAGUUCACAAAAAGCCAUUACAAGAAAUGGAAAUAGCAGCAAUUACACAUGGUGCUCUCCAGGGCUUAGCCUACUUACAUUCUCAUGCCAUGAUCCAUAGAGAUAUCAAAGCAGCAAAUAUCCUUCUGACAGAACAAGGCCAGGUGAAACUUGCUGACUUUGGAUUGGCUUCCAUGGCCUCUCGUGCCAGUUCUUUUGUGGGAACGCCGAAUUGGAUGGCCCCAGAAGUAAUUUUAGCCAAGGAUGAAGAACAACAAUAUGGUACCGAAGUAGAUAUUUGGUCUCUUGGAAUAACAUGUAUUGAACUAGCGGAAAUGAAGCCUCCUUUACAGAGUAAUAGUUCAGUAAGUGUCUUCAGUCGCAUAAUCAGAAGUGAAUCCCCUACACUACAGUCUACUGAAUGGUCUUAUCAUUUUCGACACUUUGUAGAUUCUUGCCUCCAGAAAAUCCCUCAAGAUCGUCCUACAUCACAGAAACUUUUAAAGCACAUGUUUGUUCGUCGGGAGCGCCCUGAAACAGUGUUAAUCGAUCUUAUUCAGAGGACAAAGGUGCUUUCCCAGGAGGCACAUAAUGGACCAGCAGUAGAGUCACAGGAAGAAGAGGUAAUAACUUAG
Manis pentadactyla (Chinese pangolin) is the source of this 1013-nucleotide messenger RNA. Its product is annotated as serine/threonine-protein kinase TAO1-like. The coding region runs from base 51 to 1013 and encodes 320 amino acids. Gene Ontology annotation, biological process: execution phase of apoptosis; protein phosphorylation. Gene Ontology annotation, molecular function: ATP binding; protein kinase activity. The transcript has 10 exons. NCBI's taxonomy places the organism in Eukaryota, Metazoa, Chordata, Mammalia, Pholidota, Manidae. The record is from RefSeq and is a predicted model, not a curated record.